AUGGAAACUUCAAACGCCUACGAAGGAAAUGACCCUAAUCCCACUAUUAUGACGACUUCAGAGUACAAGACCACAGAAACUUCCAGAAAGCGAGGCUACAGAAGCUGCCUGAAAUUCCAAUCGAAGGAAUUGGAAAAAUCGUUUCAAUAUUUAAUAAUCAGUGAAGAGAAACACAACUAUAAACUAAAUGAAAAUUUUGGCGAGAGAGCGCUCGAUUAUUUGCUUGGUUUUUAUUCUUUAUCAUUAGUUUAUCUACUGAUUUAUAUAAUUGCAUAUGCAAUUGAGGAUUCUUCAUCGAGCAGCUUUGCUUUCCAGGUUUGCUUGAUUUGUGGACAAAUGAUUUGAAAUUCUCUGAUUAUCUGGCUUGGGCUGACAACUAAUGUUUUUCGUAUUUAUAGGAUCCAAGCCUUGUCAUUUUCUUAUAUCUCAUUUGCUGCGAUUUUGAUUUUGAAUAACGGCCCUGUUCAGAAAUGGAUGCUGGAUGUAAAUUCUGAGACUUAUGUCUCAUGCCUCCCUGGCCUUUUGAUUCUUUUGACUAUAUCACAAUUUAUAACACAUUUCAGCUUUGCUAACUAUUUAAGAGACAAUACUCUUAUUGCAGCAGCUUAUAUAAUUCUUCAUCUUUUAUCUGACCAAAAAUUAGCUGUCACACUAUUUGAGUUUGGUAUUUUUGUUAUGAGAUUUUUAGUGGAAGCUUAUAAAUUCUAUAAAAAAGAAGCAGACUUGCGUCACAGGUUUUAUAAUAAGCAGACUUGAAAUGAAAAAAUCCUGGAGUCUGCAAAAUGUGAACCGCAAACCGAAAUUGAAGGGAUCACAGAAUUCUUAAUGGAAUGCUUAUCGUCAGCCAAAACAAUAAGGCAUACCCCUACUGCAAUUGAUGGCAAAAUCUCAAGAAUUAUUGACUUAAUUAAAAGGGUUUUGCAGAUGCUGAAGUCAAAGUCCAACAUUUAUACGCCUAACAUAGAUAUCAUCACAAGAAAUAUGACUGAAGAAGACAGACUAUUUGUGAGGCAAACAAUUAUUGAGAACUCUGCAACUGAAAUAUCAUCCGCUAAGUCCAAAAUUAAAAAGAGAGACACUGAAAAUAUUCUAAUGAUUACGAGGAGCUAUAAUUGACAAGAAUUAGCAGGGGUGCUGAAGCAGGUCGGGAAUAAUUGAAAUUUUGAUGUAUUUUUUUUGAAAGAGUGCACUGACGGAAAACCAUUGUCAACAGUGGGAAAAUAUUGUAUAGAUAAAUACGUUUUAGACGAGCUUCUUAACGUAAAUGAAAGUAUAAUAUCAAACUUCUUUGAGAGAAUGGAGUCACAAUAUAAUGAUAAUCCAUAUCACAACUCCACACAUGGAGCUGAUGUAUUAUCUUCUGUAAUGUAUUUUGUUAGAAAGUCAGUUUUAUCUGAGCAAUUAGCUGAUAUUGAUCUUUUAGCCAUUGUAGUAGCUUCUCUAGGGCACGAUGUAGGUCACCCAGGUUUGACAAACCGUUUUCUUAUUAAUAAUCGUGACACCCUUGCUGUGGAAUAUAAUGAUUUCUCUGUCCUCGAAAUGAUGCAUAGCUCAUCUAUUUUUAUUCUGAUGAAAACUCUUGAUACAGAUAUUUUUCAGAAUUUGUCACAGGAAGAUUAUACAAAUAUCAGAAAAUUAAUAAUCGAAAUGAUUUUAGCUACAGAUAUGGCGAGACAUUGGGAUUUUCUGUCAGCUUUUAAAGCAAAAAAUUCAACUGGGCCGCUUAAAAAACUGGAAACAUUGGAUCAGAAAAUUGAUGCUCUGAAGUUGCUAAUUAAAAGUGCUGAUAUUGGUCAUUCAGCAAAAUCUAAAGAUUUGCAUAAAAAAUGAAGUUACUUACUCCCACUUUUAAUUUGAACGAAAAACUGUUCCAAGGGGUUAAAUUUUAUUUUUUAAUCCCUUUGAAAUAGAACAAUUUUAGGUAAAUUAUCGAAUUUAGCGAUAUAAAUUAGGUAUAAAAGAUUUAUUUAUUUUAUCAAGAAAAGCUAAAAUUUUGAUUCCAAUUGGAAAAUUUAUCAAAAUUUUGUUCUAUUUUGAAGGGGGGAUUAGUUAUUGAGGAAUUUUUUAAUCAAGGAGACAUUGAAAGAUCCAAGAAUCUCCCCAUUUCAAUGUAUUGUGACCGAAAUAACACUGAUAUCCCUAAAUCUCAAGCAGGCUUUAUAAAAAAUAUAGUGCUUCCGCUAUAUGAAGCAAUGUCUAAUUACUUAGCCUCUGAUUUAAUUGAAGAAAAUUGCGUCAAAGAAGUCCGCAACAAUUUAAUGAUGUGGGAAAGCGAUACUGGAAGAAUGCGAUAUAAAACAAUGGUUACUAUGAACAUUGAAACUCCGCUGGAAGAAAAAGUAACUACUGACGCUAAAGGUAGGAAAAAUAAAAGAUAUGGGACUUCUCGAGCGCUACUUGAUCCUCCAAAAGCUUCAUGGGAAGAGUAA
Molecule: messenger RNA, 2429 nt
Organism: Blepharisma stoltei
Lineage: Eukaryota; Ciliophora; Heterotrichea; Heterotrichida; Blepharismidae
Source: the annotation of a GenBank genome assembly